Bolinopsis microptera is the source of this 1963-nucleotide messenger RNA. Its product is annotated as myosin-11-like. The coding region runs from base 33 to 1760 and encodes 575 amino acids. The transcript has 2 exons. NCBI's taxonomy places the organism in Eukaryota, Metazoa, Ctenophora, Tentaculata, Lobata, Bolinopsidae. The record is from RefSeq and is a predicted model, not a curated record.
GUAACAGGGCUUCUAGCGGACACCCAAAGAUCAUGGAAGCGACAAAGAUUGAUCACUUCUUCGACGUACAACGCCAAAUGCACUCCGUAGUUCAGAAGAGGGCAAACUUUGAACGAAAUGCUGGUAACAAGCUAAUUCACGUUAAACUGAAGGGCCACGAAGACAUAGCAAACGAGUUUAAACGAUUGGCUAGGUUAAAAAUGAGUGGAACGUAUUAUGCGGUUAAGGAAGCUCAGAUGCAAUCGUUGAUUACAAUGGAUGAAAUACAGCCUUCUAAAGAAGUGCAGAGAAGAAUUGAAGGAACUGAGAGAGAAAUCUUUGGACUUCUGUCAGCAGAAAAUGCAAAAUCCGAAGUUGCAGGAGUAAACAAGCUCAUAGAAAUAAACAUGUCCAACUGUCUAAAGGUUUUGAAAGAGAGAAACGACCAACUGAAAGCAAAACUCAGCGAAUUGUGUAAAGUUGAAACGGAGUUCGGGAAGAACGAUCACUACACUGGGGAUGGGUUUUUGAAACGAGAUGUUGGCACAAGAGAUAAUCUAUUGGCAGAAAAGAAACAGCUUGAAGAGAAAUUGAGCAAUCUUGAGAAAGAUGUACAGCAGUCCACAGCGAGUUUAGAGGAGAGCAAUAUGCAGCUUACUGAGGCGGAGUCCAAGGUAGAAACUUACAAAGGAGCGGUUACCAACAAACGAAAGGAGAUACAGAAACAGAACUACGCGUCCGCGGAUGCACGUGCUCAAUCUUCUGCAAAUCGGGAUCUCAGAAAUGAAGCCCUUUGUAGGGUUUUGCUACAGAGGAAAGCACUGAAGCUCGAAUCCAAAGAGGAUCUGAGAGUAGAAGCAUCCCACUCCCUCCAUUCAAGGAGAGAAGAUAUUGAAAAAGAUUUGAAUGAGAAGAGUGAGAAACUGAGGAUGUUGAAACUAAAGGAAGCUGAACUAGAUGCCAUGGAAAAGGCGCUUGAUGAGUCUCAGCAGACGAAGCAAGCUCAGCUUGAAGAGGCGAAAGAGGCUAACAGUGUCCUUGACGAGAAAGUAGCAGGCAUCAGAGAAUGUAACGCUCGAGUAGCACGUGACUUGGAGACAUGUCUCGAGGACGUGACCAACUCCAUGGACGUGAACUGCACCGUCUGGAGGGACCGAGCUCUCAAGAACAUAUUCGACGCAGGAGCACUCGACGUUGCUAUUCUUAAAAACGUGGCAUUCUCCAACAAGGACAAGUACAAGUUCCCUCAGGAACAAUACCAGAUCGUUCAGUCACUGAAACCGGAGCUGGGAAUGUUGCAGGGUGGUGUCGAGAACUUGCAGGACAAGAUAAAGAACCUCACCUCGGAGAUAGAGGGCCUGAACAACAAGGAGAAAACUAUUGCCAAACAGCGCGAGUUGAACCACAAAGAGUUUCAAAAUACCGAACAUGUUGUGUCCCGAACCACCGGUAAAUUAGCAAGGUUUGAACAGCUCCUCAAGUCUACCACUAAAACUACAGAGAACCAGCUAGAGCGUCUGGCUGAACUCCUUCCAAAAACGAACAUUCUGGAGACAAUGGAGGCGACUAAGAAACUCAACCUAUUAGGACCCAUUCUGGAGAGGGUUGAAGGAUCGACUGAACCUGAUGAUGUUCUCAAGCAGUAUCACACGAUGAGAAAGGAAAUAUUGGAGAAGCCCGAGAAAUACGCACCUGCAAUGGCUUUCGAGUUUCUUCAGAGGGAAAUGAUGAUACAAAUAGCAUUAGAAGAGAAACUUAAUCGACAACUUGAACGUCUAUAAACUCAAUAUAGUAGGUAGUGGACAGAUAUAUACGACUCAUAACAUACGUCGUGUCUUACAUUAUUCUUUCCAUAACUUCUUAAACAUGUAAUAUGUUGGACAUUAAACCUUAUCAUUAUAUUUAAGAAAUAAAUGCAUCACUUAUAGAUAAUAUCAUACUUUUCUGUUUUUUUUGUAUUGUUAGUAACUAAAUUUGUAAGUUG